This is a messenger RNA of Closterium sp. NIES-65, 564 nucleotides long. The record is from the annotation of a GenBank genome assembly. NCBI's taxonomy places the organism in Eukaryota, Viridiplantae, Streptophyta, Zygnematophyceae, Desmidiales, Closteriaceae.
AUGGACUCAGAGUUGGUGUCUUGGAGAUCCACAGGCACCUACGUCGACGCAGUUCCCCCUCCCAGGGCGAACGUAGUCGAUGGCAUGUGGCUCUUCAAGGUGAAGCGGCCGCCUGGAGCACCGCCGGUGUUCAAGGUGCGCUACGUGGCUAGGGGCUUCAAUCAGCGUGAGGGAGUUGACUUCUUCCAGACCUUCGCCCCGACCCCGAAGAUGACUACUCUUCGGGUGCUACUCCACAUAGCAGCGCAGCGAGAAUACGAGCUGCACUCCCUCGACUUCUCCACUGCGUUCCUCCAGGGCCGACUGUACGAGGAGAUCUGGCUGCGUCGUCCUCCUGGCUUCACUGACACCUUCCCACCUGGGACCCAGUGGAGCCUGAGGCGACCAGUCUACGGUCUCCGCCAGACGCCCCACAGGGCAGUCAUGGCUCAGGUGAAGUCCAAACUGCAGAAGAGACAUAAGUGCACUGACCUGGGUGAGCUGCAGCGCUACCUUGGCCUGCAGAUCACCAGGGAUAGAGCUGCUCGCACCAUCACACUGACGCAAUCACACAUGGUGCAGUAG